AUUUCUCAUCAUCAUCGUCAACAUUAUGAUCAUCAUCGAUCAUUGGAAACAUCACACUAGCUGCCGUUGACAAACAAAACAAAACUAUAGUCGAGACGGAGAAAAAAUCAAAUCAAAUCACAAAAAUGACAAACGUAAGCCCAAGAUUGGUGCUUUCAACAUUGGCCAUUAGUUUAUUUUUGGCUUCAUUAUUACCAACAAUAUCGUUGGGUCAACGUCCCAAUCCUCGUAAAGUGUUUGGUCCACCUCCUGGAACUGAUAGCCAAGAACCAAGGCCAAUAAUCAUAACACCAUCACCGUCUCCUCUACCAGUUAUCAUAACACCACGACCACCGAUUCCAGUUCCACCUUUUAUACCGCCUGGAAGGCCAUCUCAUUCUGAGCAUCCAUUCAAAGUAACAAAUGUAUGGCGUUCACCAUUGAAUUUAAUUUGGAAUUGCAAACUCAAUCGACAGCCAUGUGAUUUGAAGAAUGGUGUUAAUUUCAUACCAUUCGAGACCGAUAACAGAUCUGGAAAAGAAACGAUUGUUGCAGAUCUAUCAAAAGCUACCCAAAUAUUUGAUGGUCGUAUGCCACAAACCAAUCCGAAAUUGUCAUUCAAAGCAUCUCGUUUGUGGACGAAAAAUUAUUUUCCGGCAAAAUAUCGUAAUGCUUGCUUAUAUCUUAGUUAUUCAAUGAGUGGCCAAUAUCGGAAACAAAUGUAUGUUAUGCAACGAAACGAAGAGGAUGUUUGUGUUUAUUCGGCCGAACAUGGUGGAAUACAAUUCCCUAAUCCAAUUACAAGAUGGAUCGAUGCUCAAAUCCAAUUGGAUCUUCGAUAUGGUGAUGCACGUUUUGUUUUAGAUUUUGAAUAUGAUUUACCAUCAAAUGUCGUUAACUAUCAAGAAACUGGCAUGGUUGAUAUUCGAAAUUUUAGCAUCGCAUAUGGUAAUUGUCUACGUAAUGAUGGCAAUGAAUGUGAUUCAUUACAAGAUAUUAAUCAACCUUGAUCAUUAUUUCUUCGGAUUAUUUCUUUUAACACUUUUUUAUGUGUAAAAUUAGAAAAAACAAAUAAAAUUGUAUUGAUUAAAAAUGUAAA
Dermatophagoides farinae (American house dust mite) is the source of this 1078-nucleotide messenger RNA. RefSeq lists its product as uncharacterized. Lineage: Eukaryota; Metazoa; Arthropoda; Arachnida; Sarcoptiformes; Pyroglyphidae. The record is from RefSeq and is a predicted model, not a curated record.